AAAUUCUAAAAUGCAAGAAACAAAGCCAACAGUGCGUGUUUGUUCAAUCAUGCAUUGUCAUUGCGUUUGCUUUGGAAGGGGAAUCUGAUUGAGAUCCUUUGUUAAUUGCGAUGAUUGUACGUAACUACUAACGAGCUUCCCUUCGAUUAUUUCUUGACCACAUAUAAUUUGAUUAUAAAUUUCAGCAUCGAGCUUGAAUCUAUAGAUAAAGGAUCCUUUAAGAGUCAUAUCAUAUCAUGCUUGCUUAACGUUUCGAUGAAGAACGAUAAGGAAUCCAGAUCAAAAUGCAGCAAGCCUGUAAAGAAACCACGACGGGUGACAAUGGAUGAUGUUCUUUUGGCAUCCCAGGAGACCAAGGAAGAGAGGGAGCAAAGGAUCCGUAAUCUAUUCAGUUUCUUUGAUGAGGAAGAUUCUGGAAUUAUAGAUUAUGCCCAGAUUGAAGCAGGCCUCUCUGCGCUCCAUAUACCACCAGAAUACAAGCAUGCCAAGGAUUUCUUAAAAGCUUGUGAUGCUGACAAAGACGGGCGGGUCAAUUAUAAGGACUUCAAGAAGUAUGUGGAUGACAAGGAGAUGGAGCUUUACCGCAUAUUUCAAGCCAUUGAUGUUGAACACAACGGAUGCAUUAUGCCAGAAGAGCUCUGUGAGGCAGUGGUAAGGGCAGGGAUUCAGAUUGGUGAGGAGGAACUUGCCAUUUUUAUGGAGCAUGGGGUUAUAACAUUUGAAAAAUGGAGGGAUUUUCUUCUGCUAUACCCAAGAGAGGCAACUAUAGAAAACAUUUACCGUUAUUUAGAGCGUGUAUGCCUUAUUGACAUUGGGGAACAAAGUGUUAGUCCUACAGGUAUCAGUGGAAACAUUCACGCAGGUAAAUAUUUGCUUGCCGGAGGAUUGGCAGGGGCAGCAUCGCGCACUGCUACUGCACCACUUGAUCGUCUAAAGACCAUUCUGCAAAUCCAAACCACGCGGACUCAUAUAAUGCCUGCACUUAAAAAUAUAUGGAAAGAAGGCGGUUUCUUGGGGUUUUUUCGAGGCAAUGGCUUGAAUGUCCUCAAGGUGGCUCCUGAGAGUGCCAUAAGGUUUUACACUUACGAGACACUCAUCAAGACUUGGAUUGUCAAUUCUAAAGGAGAUCAAGAGGGAGGCUCUGGUAUUGGGACUGUGGGCCACGUACUAGCUGGUGGUUUGGCUGGUGGAAUAGCACAAACUACAAUAUAUCCAAUGGACCUUAUUAAAACACGAGUACAAACCUAUGCUUUUAGUCAAGGUGGCAGAAUCCCUCGUCUUGGAAACCUCUCUAAAGAUAUAUGGGUUCACGAAGGACCUCGUGCAUUCUAUAGGGGCCUGGUUCCUUCUCUUCUUGGGAUUAUCCCUUAUGCUGGCAUAGAUAUAGCUGCAUACGAGGCUCUGAAAGACAUGUCCAAGAAGUAUAUUCUUCAUGAUGGAGGUGAACCUGGUCCUCUUGUACAACUGUGUUGUGGGACAGUUUCAGGAGCCCUUGGAGCAACAUGCGUAUACCCGUUGCAGGUCGUUAGAACCAGAAUGCAGGCUCAACGCUCCAAUGCUAGUGCUGCUUAUAAUGGAAUGAAUGAAGUGUUCAGGAGGACUUUUGAGCAUGAAGGGUUUAGAGGAUUCUACAAAGGGAUAUUUCCCAACCUCCUCAAAGUGAUUCCAUCGGCAAGUAUCACUUAUGUGCUUUAUGAAGCUAUGAAAAGGGGUUUGAAAUUGGAGUGAGAAUCUUUCUGCUUCAUUUUUAUCUGAUCUGUUCGAUCAACUUGGCUUGCCCGAAUUUGUCGAUGUUGGUUCAGCAAUGGCAACUGUGAAGUCAACAGCAGCAAGGACAAAAUUGAUAUGUCUUGCAUGGUGCUCGUUCAUAAUGUGUUGGAGAAAACACAGGAAUCCGAUUUUGUAAUGGUUAGUAGUUCCAUGAGUUAUUAUAUUUGUUAUUAGUCGCAAAAAAGCUAUAUCUGUUAAAUUUAAUAAUGUUAACAUGACUAAUGUUCUUUAA
Molecule: messenger RNA, 2002 nt
Organism: Prosopis cineraria
Lineage: Eukaryota; Viridiplantae; Streptophyta; Magnoliopsida; Fabales; Fabaceae
Product: calcium-dependent mitochondrial ATP-magnesium/phosphate carrier protein 2-like
Exons: 4
Coding region: 256-1728 (490 amino acids)
Biological process (GO): transmembrane transport
Molecular function (GO): ATP transmembrane transporter activity; calcium ion binding
Source: RefSeq, a predicted model, not a curated record